AUGGCAGAUGUACCAGCUAUUUUUGUAUUUGGCGAUUCAACCGUAGAUGUUGGAACUAAUAAUUAUUUACAUGGAAGUCUUGCUACAGCUAACAAUCCUUACUACGGAAUUGAUUAUCCACACCACGUUGCUACAGGAAGAUUUAGCAAUGGCUAUAACCCAGCAGAUUUCAUCGAAAGCCCGCCAGCGUUUUUAGCCUUAGUUCAGAAACAGUCAACAUUCAAGAGUGGCAUACUUCGUGGUGUCAACUUUGCAUCAGCAGGAUCUGGCAUUCUUGAUGAUACUGGAAAUCAAGGAUUUCAUAAUGUUACAUCACUUACUCGACAAAUAGAACAAUUCCAAACAGUAUGUGGGAACAUUACACAAAUAUUGGGAGAUGUGAAAGGCUCAAAACUGAUUGCAAACGCGUUCUACUUUCUAAGUGUGGGAAGCAAUGAUUUCUUCGAUCAAUUUCGUUUCAAUUACAAUAUAUCUACACCUGAACUCAUCGCUGAUCUCAGCGAUACUUUUACCAUUCACUUACAGAAUUUAUAUAAUCUAGGUGCAAGGAAAUUUGGAAUUUGUGGGAUUCCAACGAUUGGAUGUCUUCCGGGUAUACGUGCUGUAACACCUGGUGGUGCCUGUAACGAGACACUUAAUGGUUAUGCUCAAAUAUUUUUUAACACAACACUCAGUUUGCUGCAAGAUUUCAGCUCAGCAAAUCCAGGAAUGAACUUUUCACUUGGAAAUUAUUUCUUGAUGACCACGGGUGUUAUUGAUAAUCCAGUUGCAUCAGGUUUCGUAGAAGUUGAAGCAGCAUGCUGUGGUACGGGACCUUACAAAGGAGGCUAUAAAUGUACUCAAAAUUCUGAUGUUUGCAAAAAGCGCGAUGAAUACUUGUUCUGGGAUUGGUUUCACCCAACUCAGAAAGCAUCUGAAAUGGCUGCUUUGUCUCUUCUUUAUGCAACUGGGCAGGAAUUUGUGACGCCCAUCAACUUCACUACAUUGGCAACUAUUCAACACUGA
Messenger RNA from Solanum verrucosum, 1005 nucleotides. RefSeq names its product GDSL esterase/lipase At5g33370-like. NCBI's taxonomy places the organism in Eukaryota, Viridiplantae, Streptophyta, Magnoliopsida, Solanales, Solanaceae. The record is from RefSeq and is a predicted model, not a curated record. The transcript has 5 exons. Gene Ontology annotation, molecular function: hydrolase activity, acting on ester bonds. Bases 1 to 1005 code for a protein of 334 amino acids.